UGACUGAUCAGUCUCUACCACACACAAGCAUGAAGCAUCAUAACUCUCGGUCAUUCCCCAUCAUCAAAUCUCAAUCAUAUGUUAUUUAAGUAUACAUAUAAUGUCCCACUAGAAUCCCACUCUUUCUACUUCUCUUUCUCACAUCUUAAACCAACUAUCACUCUCACAGGCAUUUUCACAAACACCUUGCCUGCAACCCCAUCUGAGUUCACAAUAAAUGGACGAGAAAUGGAAUCUAUCAAAGAAGGAAGGUUCAGGAAGUAGUUACCAUCAUUCAUCCACAAAUGCCAAAUCGUCAUUCCUGAGAAGUGGGUCAACCUCCAAAUCGCCAUUGCUGCGAUGUUCUUCACAGAAAAGCUUCCCAUCUUCUAAUUCCAAGAACCCCCACGAUCUCCCUCGAAGUUAUUCACAGAAAAGCUCUUCUAAUUCCAUUGGAAGAAAGUACAGCAGCUUGGCAAAGGAACAGAAGGCUCGAUUCUACAUCAUGAGACGCUGCGUGGCGAUGCUUGUGUGUUGGCAUAAACAUGGAGAUUCGUAAAGAAGACAAAGAAUCGAUCAGGGUUCAACCCAUUUUCGUUCGAUUCAGAGAUUUGAUUUCUUCACCUUCUUCAUUCGAAUUGGAUCUUGAGAUCCUAUUGAGAAAUUGAUGUAAAUUUUUCGUGCAACCCCAUUGAGAAGAAGGGGUGGGGAACUCUGUUUUCUUGGAUUCAAUUAGAUUCAAAUUGUAAUUACAUUGAUGAGUUGAAGAACUUUAAAUGCAGUCAGAUCGAUCUCCUCUUCCUGAAUUUCUUGCCAGAUUUCCAUCGUUGAUUUUUCUUUUAAAUUGUU
Messenger RNA from Cucumis melo (muskmelon), 828 nucleotides. RefSeq names its product small polypeptide DEVIL 13-like. Bases 218 to 538 code for a protein of 106 amino acids. The record is from RefSeq and is a predicted model, not a curated record. The transcript has a single exon. Gene Ontology annotation, biological process: negative regulation of cell population proliferation. NCBI's taxonomy places the organism in Eukaryota, Viridiplantae, Streptophyta, Magnoliopsida, Cucurbitales, Cucurbitaceae.